AUGAAUUUACAAACUAAUUGUGCACCAGAUCAGCAGGUCUCAUCUUCUGCUACAACCAAUAAUUUUAUUGAUUUAAUAAAUUCAUCAACUACUUCACCUGUUUUAAGACCACAACAAUCUUUAAAUCAAGGACAAACAAGAUCAAGAACUCCUACAUUAUUAUUACCACCUCAUAGUUUAUCUUCAUCAACUACAAAAUCAAAUUUAAUUAAUGAUAAAUCAAAUACAAAUGAAACUUCAAUAAUAUCAAGAGAUUCAACUCCACAACUAAUAGAUACUGAAACGCCAUCAUCAAUCAAUCAACAACAACAACAAAAUACACCAACUCAAGAUAUAUCAGUAGUAACUCCCUUCUUAGUCAAACAUAUAAGUGAUCAAAAUUUAAUACCUAAAGAUAAUUUUCAUAAAUAUUGUUAUCGUCAUAAUCCAGAUGUUACAUGUAAUAAACAAACAGAUGAAGUUAAAAUGAAAAAAAUUCAAGAUAAAUUAGAAAAUUUACCAAAUAGAGAUCAAGAAGCUAUAAGUCAUGUAUGGUCAAUUUUUUCUGCUGCACCAGUUCAUCAUAGACAAUUAAUUUUACAAGGUUUAUUAACUCAAUGUUGUUUCCCACAAUUAUCAUUUAUAUCACAAGAAGUUUCAUCACUUAUAAAAAUAGAUUUUAUAUCAAUAUUACCACAAGAAAUAUCAUUAAAAAUUUUAUGUUAUUUAGAUUGUAAUAGUUUAUGUAAUGCAGCACAAGUUUCAAGAAAAUGGAAAAGUUUAGCUGAUGAUGAUAGAGUUUGGCAUCAUAUGUGUGAACAACAUAUUGAUAGAAAAUGUCCAAAUUGUGGAUGGGGUUUACCUUUAAUGCAUAUGAAAAGAGCUAGAGAAAUGACUGAAGAUGAUAUAAAACCUAUAAAGAGAAAUGAAGAAGCUCAAGCUGAAGCAGCAGCUGAAGAACUUAGGCAACAACAACAGCAACAGCAUCAAAAUGAAGAGGAGCAACAACCUCAACAAUCAUCACAACCUCAGCAAGCAUCCCAGCAACCAUAUCAACAAUUAUCACAAUCACAACAACAACAACAACAACAACAACAACCAGCAGCACAGUCACAACCAGAAGUUUCAGAACCUAGUCGUAAAAAACAAAAAACAGACAAAACAUCACCAAUUCUUAAAAAAAGACCAUGGAAAUCAGUUUAUUCUGAAAGAUAUAAAUUAGAAAAAAAUUGGAGAAAAGGAAUUUAUAAAUUAAAAUCAUUUAUUGGUCAUACAGAUGGUAUAACAUGUUUACAAUUUAAUCGAAAAUAUUUAAUGACUGGAUCAUAUGAUACAACUAUAAAAAUAUGGAAAAUAGAAACUGGUGAAUGUGUUAAAACAUUAACUGGUCAUACCAAGGGAGUUCGUUCAUUAGUAUUUGAUAAUCAAAAAUUAAUUACUGGUGGAUUAGAUUCAACAAUAAAAGUUUGGAAUUAUCAUACUGGUCAAUGUAUAGCAACUUAUAGAGGUCAUGAUGAUGCAGUUGUUAGUGUUGAUUUUUCAAAUAAAUCUAUAGUAAGUGGAUCUGCUGAUCAUACAGUAAGAGUUUGGCAUGUUGAUUCAAGAACUUGUUAUACUUUAAGAGGUCAUACUGAUUGGGUAAAUUGUGUUAAAAUUCAUCCUGGUUCAAAUACAAUUUUUUCAGCUAGUGAUGAUACAACUAUUAGAAUGUGGGAUUUAAAUACAAAUCAAUGUCUUAAAAUAUUUGGAGGAUUAGAAAAUAAUGGUCAUAUUGGUCAAGUACAAUGUGUUAUUCCAUUAACUUAUAAAGAAGAAUUAAUAGAAGAUCAAUUAAGUGCGGAUGAAAAUGAAAAUGAACAAGGAAAUGGAAAUGGAUCACAGCAAACUAAUAAUUUAGUUUCUGAAAUAUCAACAAGAAAUUUAUCACCAUCAACAACAAAUUCAUUACCAACUCAUAUUUUAACAUCAUCAUUAGAUAACACUAUUAAAUUAUGGGAUGUAUCAACUGGGAAAUGUAUUCGUACACAAUUUGGUCAUAUUGAAGGAGUUUGGUCAAUUGCAUCAGAUACUUUUAGAAUUAUUAGUGGAGCUCAUGAUAGAUUAAUAAAAGUUUGGGAUUUACAAAAUGGGAAAUGUUUACAUUCAUUUGGUAAUAGUUCAAGUGUUUCUUGUGUUGGUUUAAGUGAUUCAAGAUUUGUUUCUGGUUUGGAGAAUGGUGAAGUUAAAAUGUUUUGUUUUGAUUAG
Messenger RNA from Lodderomyces jiufengensis, 2223 nucleotides. RefSeq names its product ubiquitin-binding SDF ubiquitin ligase complex subunit. NCBI's taxonomy places the organism in Eukaryota, Fungi, Ascomycota, Pichiomycetes, Serinales, Debaryomycetaceae. The record is from RefSeq and is a predicted model, not a curated record. Gene Ontology annotation, molecular function: protein binding. The transcript has a single exon. The coding region runs from base 1 to 2223 and encodes 740 amino acids.